Molecule: messenger RNA, 942 nt
Organism: Oncorhynchus keta (chum salmon)
Lineage: Eukaryota; Metazoa; Chordata; Actinopteri; Salmoniformes; Salmonidae
Gene: tmem97
Product: transmembrane protein 97
Exons: 3
Coding region: 118-654 (178 amino acids)
Cellular component (GO): endoplasmic reticulum
Source: RefSeq, a predicted model, not a curated record
AAGACCACCCCCCUUUUCUUUCAACGUUGUGAAAUUCGCAUGCGUUCUCGAUAACAUCUAAAUUAAAGCUUAGAGAUAGCUGUUUAUAUUUUUGGUGUGUCUUUCCUUUGAUUCAAUAUGGGUAUUCUUCGUAUAUUAGAAAUUAUAUUUGUCUUUUAUUUUGCUUCUCACAUUCCUAUUACAUUAUUCAUUGAUCUUCAAGCGUUGCUUCCUGCGCAGAUGUAUCCUCAACAGCUGAAAGAUGUUUUGAGAUGGUAUGGGGCUGAGUUCAGAGACCCCAUGAUGCUGGAUCCCCCCACCUGGUUCAAGUCCUUCAUCUUCUGCGAAGCUCUGGUUCAAACACCCUUCUUCCCCAUAGCUGCAUACGCCUUCCUGAAAGGAGGCUGCAAGUGGAUCAGGACUCCAGCCAUUGUGUAUUCCACCCACGUAGUCACCACCCUGGUCCCCAUCCUAGCCCACAUCCUCUACUACCCCUUCCCCACAGAGCCCCACCCUGGCCCCCAGACCCAGAAGGAGCGUUAUACCCUGGUAGCCAUCUACGCGCCGUACCUCCUGAUUCCUCUGACGCUGCUGUUCACAAUGCUCUUCAGCUCAGCUUACAACGCCAACACUCAGGGAGGGAAGGGCUCAGCUAAGGCCAAGAAGAUCAAAUAAAAAGACACUCAUUUCUAGCCUGAGUGCUAGUCUGUUUGUGCUAUUGUCCAACUCCAUUGCUGUCCUUGUCACCUGUUCGGUUUGAUGGCACAAACAGAUUAGCACUCGGGCUACUAAUCCACCUGUACAUUCUGUAAUACACUGUACUGUUACCCGGCAGUCUGUCCAGGCUAUCAUCCCUCUUAGUCUACAGUACUCAUUUUCAUAGUGAUUUUUUUUCCUCAAGUGAUGAAUUGUCAAUUGGUACAUUUCAAGUCAAUAAAACACCAUAGGUACGUUAAACAUUCA